AUGGCUGAUACGACAUCGAAAAUUGGUGCAAUGAAUAUUGCUUCGUCGAGUCGUACAAGUAUUGCACUUGAUAUAGCAUCAGCUGAAAAACCUGGAAAAUUCACUAAUUCAACUCCGGAAGGUGAACACAUUAUGGUUAUUGAAGCUUGGAAGCAUUCUGAUUUCUUAUGCAAAAACUAUAUUCUGAAUGGGCUUCAUGAUGACUUGUACAAUGUGUACAGUAAUAAGAAAACUUUCAAAGACCUCUGGGAUGCUUUAGAAAAGAAGUAUAAGACAGAGGAUGCCAGAUUGAAGAAAUUCAUCGUGACAAAGUUUCUGGACUUCAAGAAGGUAGAUAGCAAAUCUGUUGUUACUCAAGUUCAGGAAUUGCAAAUGAUUAUCAGUGAUCUCCUUGCGGAAGGUCUAGUGAUUAAUGAGGCCUUCCAAGUAGCUGCUAUGAUUGAGAAGUUACCUCAUUUGUGGAAGGACUUCAAAAAUUACUUAAAGCAUAAGAGAAAAGAGAUUUCCCUUGAAGAUCUCAUUGUAAGAUUGAGAAUUGAAGAUGACAAUAAGGCUGCAGAGAAGAGGUCUCGUGGAAAUUCAACAAUAUUAGGAGUCAAUAUUGUUAAAGAUGGAAGGUCUAAGAAGAGAAAAGCAAACUCUGAAGAAACUCAAAGGUAA
Molecule: messenger RNA, 660 nt
Organism: Solanum stenotomum
Lineage: Eukaryota; Viridiplantae; Streptophyta; Magnoliopsida; Solanales; Solanaceae
Exons: 2
Coding region: 1-660 (219 amino acids)
Source: RefSeq, a predicted model, not a curated record